ACGGCGCAGGCACAGCAGGAAGGUGCCUGCCGGGAAAAGCCGCACCCGGCUGCGGGAACCGAAAGCGAUAGCGGGGAGAGGAGCGGUGGGGCGGCCAUGGACGGGCAGCGCCCGUGCUCCUUCCCGCUGCUGGUGCGAGGGGACUGGGGCCCCGCCGAGCCGCCGCCCGCGCUCAGGAAAAAGCUGCUCUGCUACUUCCAGAGUCAGAAGCGCUCGGGCGGCGGCGAGUGCGAGCUGCGGACCGGGACCGGGACCGGGACCGGGACCGGGACCGGGACCGGGACCGGGCACAUCCUCGUCUGCUUUGCCUCCCCCGAGGUCAAGCAACGAGUUCUUGAGAGAUUGUCUCAUCAGUUGCAUUUGGAAGGAGAAGGAGAAUUGAAGUUGAUUGUCACAGAGCCUGAAACAGCACUAGCUACUAAAGAGGAGACAUUUGAAGAAAAAUCAGUUCCCACAAAGGCUUUGGAUGCCAUAAGCAGCCUUCAAACAAAAGAUGAUACAAAAGCCUUGAAGAAAGCAGAGAGUUUCGCUCCAAACAGUCAACUCCAGGAGAAGGUUGACUCUGCAGAGGCCUCACCUUCAGUGGUAUUUGAGAACACAGAGAGAUGCAGUCCUAACUGCUUACAGAUGCUGUUGGAGAACAUCAGUGGCCUGACUGUAGAUGCUGACUUUAGUGUUGAACUGAUACCUGAAAUAAAUGCUGCUGUAACUACCUUUAUAAAAAGUAUUGAUACUAAAAAAUUUGUCGAAAAAUGUUCACAACACAAGCGAGUCAGAGAAUUCAAAAUGACUGCCAGGCUUCUUGAAUUGACACGGACCAUCAAGGCUGAAAACCUGCCAAAGCACAUUUCCACAGACUACCUCACAGUGUACUUUGAGAGCGCACGCAACGGAGGGGGCCCCGUGUCGGAUGUGCAGCUCUUGCCCGAGGAGGACUCAGCCCUCAUUACUUUCUGUGACCACAAAGAUCUAACCACGGUCUUGGAAAAGCAACAUUUACUGGAUCAGACGCUGAUUUCUGUGCAUCCAUAUUACCACUCCCUGGGAACAGCUCUCUAUGGAGAAGAAAGACCAGCUGUCAAGAUGCCAGACCCCAUUGGGAUGCCACUAGACCCGUAUGUAUGGCAGUUUUUACAAAGGCAUGCCAAUCUGACCCAAGACAUAAACCAGGAAAUGGCAGUUUGCCAUUCUGAGCUCCAAUGGCCCCAAGCAGACUGUGCAAACCCAGAAGUUACACUGUGCCCAUCACUAUCUCUCUGCAAGCAGAAAAAGCCAAUGAUUAAGUUUCUUAAGACAUGGCAGCAAGAUGCUUCCACUGAGUUCUCGCGUAUCAUGGCACGUUACACAGCUAUAAAAUGUGAAGUCAAUUCAUCAGGUUGGGAAGAUGUGAAAAACAGAUUGUCAAAAGAUGUUGCUCUGAUCAUAACUGAUAUUUCUGAGAAGAUGGUGGUGAUUGCAGGCAACAGAGCAGCAGUGGACAAUGCAGAGAAAGAAGUGAGGGAGUGCAUGAAGCAAAGUGAAAGGAAAAAACAGAGCAUAGAAAUUUCUGUGUCAGUGAUCCCAGGGAAGUAUGCUGUGCUGCACAAUGCUGGCUUAGAAGAGAAUAUUCAGAAGGAAUAUCCAUGCCUAAAGCUCUUCUAUGAUGACAAAAAAAAGGCUGUUCAAUUGUGUGGAUUACCUGCAGAAGUAUAUAAAAUCAAAGCUGACUUACUGGAAAAGGUAUUGAGUAUGCCAUGUACAUCAGUUACCAUUCAUCCCCAUAUUUUCCACUAUCUACGGUGUGUAGAUAAUAAAAAAACUUCAGAUAUGUUAUUCAUUAGGGAAAAAAUUAAUACUUUUUAUGAACUUCAGGAUAAUACUGUGUUGCUAUAUGGAAACACUCCCAAAGAUCUUCUAGAAGCAGAAAAGCAAAUAAAAACAGCUUUAGAAUACAAGUGCAUCAGUGUGGAGGAUGGUGAAGUCAUUAAAAAGGAUCAGUGGAAGAACCUUCCUCUCUCCUUGCUCAAGACCUAUAAUUCUUCCCAGGAAAUUGUCAUUACUUGGCAGUCUGUUGGAAAAGAAAAUGAAAUUAUUAUUGCUGGCUUUUCUAAGGCUGUAACAGAGGUUUAUCAGAGACUUAAUGAUUUUUUAGAUAGAAACACACUCAUUGAAAAAGUGAUCCCAGCUAAUUCAGGGCUGGUAGUGCAGUUUGUAGAGAAUAAGAAGUCUGGUGUUUGUGAAGAAUUGAAGAAGAAAGGUGUGACAGUACAUUUUGACAGCAAGAUACCAUGUAUUUCCCUUAGGGGCCCAAGGUCAGAAGUGCCAAAAGCAUUCAUCAUGUUUGAAAAAUUUAUCUCAUCUCUUUACUCAAAAAAUGUGCCAAUUGAUAAACCAGGGGCAAAGGAGUUCUUCACUGAGAGGAAAGAUUUAUGUGUUUUAGAAGCAAAGCAGAAAUUUAGCUGUUUCAUUAGGAUUAAGGAAGAAAAAGAAGAAGAACAGAAGGGUGGAAGAGCUGGUGAUGAAGUGGAAAGAAAGGUCUACUAUGAAAGAAACCUGCCAGGUGGAAUUGUGGUAGGAGUGUAUAAAGGUAACUUGUGUGACUACCCUGUUGAUGUUGUGGUGAAUGCAUCUAAUGAAGACCUAAAACACAUUGGUGGCCUUGCUGCUGCCCUGUCAAGAGCAGCUGGCCCAGCACUGCAGGAGGAGUGUGAUGAGCUGGUGAGAAGGAACGGGAAUUUGCAGCCCGGCUGCGCGGUGAUCACACGUGCUGGGAAACUGCCCUGCAAGAACGUCAUCCACGCCGUGGGGCCCAGGUGGAACCAGAAGGAAUCACAAAGGUGUAUGUGGGUGUUAAAAAAGACAGUGAAAAAAUGUCUACAGCUGGCUGAAAUAUACAAUCAUUGUUCCAUAGCUCUGCCUGCUAUAAGUGGAGGGAUUGCUGGCUUUCCAGCACAGAUAUGGGCAGAUUCAGUUGUAUCCUCCAUCAAGGAGACCUUGGAAGAAUUAAAGGAGGACAGCAGCUUGAAGGAGGUCCAUCUUGUGAGUAAUUCAGAAGAAAUCAUUCAGGUUCUGAGUGAGACAGUAAGAAAAGUAUUUUCAGCUGAAUCAUUCUCUACAAAAUGCCUGAUGCUGAAGAAGAGCCAGAAGGAGAAUAGAAAAGGGGUUUUGAAGAUGGUUACAACAAAUGAAAGACUUUGCAUACGAGUGGAGAAGAAAAAUAUUCAGGAAGCUAUGACAGAUGUUGUCGUCAACAGUGUUGGCACAGAUCUGAAGUUUGGUGUGGGGCCUCUUUGCAAAGCCUUGCUGGAAAGAGCUGGACCAGCUCUCCAAGAUGAGUUUGACAACAAAAAACAAAAUCAGUUUGCUGGUCCUGGGAGUGUCCUCUGCACCAGUGGAUGUGCUAUGACCUGCAAACACAUCUUUCAUGUCAUACUACCCAACUGGGUUAGAGGACAGACAGAGAAGGUCCUAGAAAAUGUAAUCAGUUUCUGCUUGAAGAAAACUGAAGAACUUGGACUGAAAUCAAUCACUUUCCCAGCUAUUGGAACUGGAGGAUUUGGAUUUCCUAAAACCACUGUUUCUAAGUUAAUGUUUGAUGUGGUAUUUAGGUUCAGUAGUAGUCACCCUCGGGUGAAUCUCCAGGAAGUUAUAUUUCUCUUGAAUCCACCAGAUAUUGAGAACAUUCAGGCUUUUACGACUGAACUAGAACUUAGGGCAGAUGAAAGUUGCAAUGCCGCAGCAGCACAGCCAAGUUUCAUUAGGCCUGUUUCUGAUGAACAAUUAGGAGUGCAUGAAAUGAAGAUUGGUUCCAUCACACUCCAAAUAGUUAGUGGAGAUAUCACCAAGGAAAAUACAGAGGUUAUUGUAAACAUAUCAAAUCCAUCAUUUGAUGCCAAAGCAGGGGUCUUCAAAGCAAUUAUGGAUGCUGCUGGUUCCCAGGUAGCACACGAAUGUGCUCAAUAUGCCGGGCAGUAUCAAAAUGGCUUUAUUACUACAUGUGGUGGGAACCUGCUGUGCAGUAAAAUCAUCCAUUUGAUUACUGAUAAUCAGGUGAAGAGUCAGGUCUCCAAAGUGCUUCACGAGUGUGAACGAAGGAUGUACAAAUCUGUUGCCUUCCCAGCUAUUGGAACAGGUCAAGCAGGACAGAGUUCAGCCAAAGUAGCUGAUGAAAUGUUGGAUGCUGUAGUGGAAUUUGCAAGACAAAAAUCAGUACAGCAUUUACAGACAGUUAAGAUCGUGAUCUUCCAGACAAAUAUGCUCACAGACUUUUAUGAAAGCAUGAAGAAAAGAGAAGAUUCAGAUUCAUCUACAACAGAAUCAUGCUCAUCUAUGUUUAAACCCUGUGUUGGGAGCAGAAAACAAUCUUCUGAGAAGAAAAAGUUCAUGAUUUUGGAGAAGAAAGUUGAUUUAGUAACAUUUCAAAUUUGUGGAAAAAGCCAAGAAAAGGUGGAUGCAACUGAGUCCUGGUUAAAGGAUUUAAUUUUAAAGGAACAGUUUGAAAAGAUUAUUUCAGAUGAGGCAAUUGAAAGUUUUGAUGAGACACAAUUUGCCAUUUUGGAAGAUCUCCAGAGAAGAAAACAAGUCACCAUUCAGCUUUUAAAUAAGCGUACUCCCUCUCAAAUUAAAAUUUCUGGUAUUAGCAGAGAUGUCUGUUCCGUUUCUCUAGAAGUUCAAGAAAUGGUCCAGCAAAUUAAGUCUACUGAAGAAGAGCAAUCCAAGGCAGAACUUUAUCAUGAAGUGGUAGAAUGGAGGUAUCCAGGAAGCAACGGUAGCUUUGUUGCUUUUGAUAAACUGACAAAUAUGCAGCUGGAGUGUGCCAAGAGGGCUGAAAAACAACAUCUGAAUGUCCAAAUUAAAAAGAAAAACUACAGGGUGGAUCUGAAUACUCUAAAGGCUACUAAUGACCAAGGAAAAACUAUAAACCUUCAACGUGUGAUAAAGAAUGAAGAUUCACAGUCAAUAGAGCUCCCUAAGGAGUGGACAGACAUGCAAAAUGAAGAGGUCAAAGUGGUGAAGCUCGAGCCGUCACAUCCUGAAUAUACAACAGUUGAGAAGAUGUUUAACAAAACAUGUGCCAACUUUACCAUAAAGAAGAUUGAAAGAAUACAAAAUCGCAUCCUCUGGCAGACAUACCAAUUAAAAAAAAAUUUCAUCUGUAAAAAGAAUAAAAGUCAAAAUAAUGAGAAGAUGCUGUUUCAUGGGACAGCCCCAUCCUCACUGAGGUUGAUUAACUCCUAUGGAUUUAAUCGUGGAUAUGCUGGAAAGAAUGCUGCAGCCUUUGGAAUUGGAACCUACUUUGCUCUUGAAGCACGUUACUCUGCUCAGAAUAUUUAUUCCAUUCCAGAUGUGAAUGGCAAAAAACACAUGUACCUGGCUCGGGUCCUAACUGGGCUGUACUGUGCUGGGAGAGUAGGACUAAGGACUCCACCACCAAAGAGCCACACAGAUCCUUCUGACCUGUAUGACAGCGUGGUUGAUGAUGAGAAUUUUCCAACAGUGUUUGUCAUAUUUAAUGACAUUCAUGCAUAUCCACAAUACCUUAUUACUUUCGAAUAAUCUUAAUAGUCUAGAAAAUUUUUGUGCCUUUUACAUGUAAGAAUUUACAGGGCAAUUUUUUAUUCUUUUUACAUCUAGGUUUAUUCUUUAUGGAUCUACCCAUGUGUUGAACUAUGUCUUCAAAUUUUCAACAGAAGGACUAACAAAAGCAAAUAUUUUAGAGCAUGCUAUUUCAGUACUCACAUUUCAAGUUCUGUCAUACAGAGAUGCAGGCAAAAACUGUGAGAACAGCUCUGACUUCUUCCUAUGCAAGGCAGAGGGAAGUGAGUGGUGGGAGACAAAGCUGCUCUGCCUUACCUGGUCAGCAGUAAGAGGUGUGGGGUAGGUCAGAGCACCUCUGCAUGUCCCUGUUUCCAGUAGUCACUAUAAAGCACCUUAUUGUGAGGAUUUAUUUAAAAUGUUCUGCGCUGAGGGAAUCUGGAAGGUCUCUUCCAAUUAAAGCAGUGCUGUGGUUCUAAUAACCUCACCCGCCAGCAGAGUUUUUAGAGUUUUUAGGGGAUCCUUAGGUAUCCACUCAGCCUUGUUGGUGCUAAAACUCUGAAAGAAAAAUAAUUCCAAUAUGAACAUGUACUUUGAAUUUAUUGUUUCAGCCUCCUUACCUAUAUCUCUGUUACCCUGGCAUACUUCAGUUAUUCCUUAGGUCUAAAUUACUGUAUUCAUACCCAUUUCUUAGGGGAAUUCUCUAUAGUCCCCCUCUGUUACUUCCAGCUUCCACAAAGUCAUUGCUUUUGCAACUUUCAAGACUGUAAAGAGGGACUUUUAGUUUUUUUCUUUUCAAUACUGAAGCAUUAACCCUUUUGUAGAGUCACCAAUUUACAGAGUCAGCUGUAGAGGCAUAACUCAUGCUUAAACAAUUCCGAUUGCUGAAUUUUUCUGAUGGCUGAAAAUUUUUAAAGUUCUCUAAAAGAUGUAAAUAACGGCAUUUUUACAUCUUUGCCAGCGGUACUUUUAAUCACAUCUUAAAAUGUGUAUUCAUCUUAAAACUGCCAAUCAAAAGCCAUAUAUAUAUGUUUUUAUUAAAAGUAAUUUCAAAUAGUACGUGUUGCUGAGCUGCAACAGCAACACACUUCACUUAGAAGUGUUGCUUCUCAUUUUAAUGUAACAGUAAUGCAAUAAAGACU
Prinia subflava (tawny-flanked prinia) is the source of this 6656-nucleotide messenger RNA. Its product is annotated as protein mono-ADP-ribosyltransferase PARP14-like. The transcript has 17 exons. Gene Ontology annotation, biological process: negative regulation of gene expression; protein poly-ADP-ribosylation. NCBI's taxonomy places the organism in Eukaryota, Metazoa, Chordata, Aves, Passeriformes, Cisticolidae. The record is from RefSeq and is a predicted model, not a curated record. Gene Ontology annotation, cellular component: cytoplasm; nucleus. Gene Ontology annotation, molecular function: NAD+ poly-ADP-ribosyltransferase activity; transcription corepressor activity; NAD+-protein mono-ADP-ribosyltransferase activity. Bases 97 to 5535 code for a protein of 1812 amino acids.